Molecule: messenger RNA, 1419 nt
Organism: Puccinia triticina
Lineage: Eukaryota; Fungi; Basidiomycota; Pucciniomycetes; Pucciniales; Pucciniaceae
Exons: 2
Coding region: 1-1419 (472 amino acids)
Source: RefSeq, a predicted model, not a curated record
AUGGACGAGAAGCUCUCUGGGGAGAAAUCUCCUCGGAGAAGCUCGCCGGGGAGAAAUCUUCUCGCAGAAGCUAUCCGGGGAGAAAUCUCCUCGGAGAAGCUCUCCGGGGAGAAAUUUCCUCGGAGAAGCUCUCCGGGGAGAAACCUCCUCGGAGAAGCUCUCCGGGGAGAAGCCUCCUCAGAGAAGCUCUCCGGGGAGAAGCCUCCUCGGAGAAGCUCUCCGGGGAGAAGCCUCCUCGGAGAAGCUCUCCGGGGAGAAGCCUCCUCGGAGAAGCUCUCCGGGGAAAAGCCUCCUCGGAGAAGCUCUCCGGGGAAAAGCCUCCUCGGAGAAGCUCUCCGGGGAGAAGCCUCCUUGGAGAAGCUCUCCGGGGAGAAGCCUCCUCGGAGAAGCUCUCCGGGGAGAAGCCUCCUCGGAGAAGCUCUCCGGGGAAAAGCCUCCUCGGAGAAGCUCUCCGGGGAGAAGCCUCCUCGGAGAAGCUCUCCAGGGAGAAGCCUCCUCGGAGAAGCUCUCCAGGGAGAAGCCUCCUCGGAGAAGCUCUCCGGGGAGAAGCCUCCUCGGAGAAGCUCUCCGGGGAGAAGCCUCCUCGGAGAAGCUCUCCGGGGAGAAGCCUCCUCGGAGAAGCUCUCCGGGGAGAAGCCUCCUCGGAGAAGCUCUCCGGGGAGAAGCCUCCUCGGAGAAGCUCUCCGGGGAGAAGCCUCCUCGGAGAAGCUCUCCGGGGAGAAGCCUCCUCGGAGAAGCUCUCCGGGGAGAAGCCUCCUCGGAGAAGCUCUCCGGGGAGAAGCCUCCUCGGAGAAGCUCUCCGGGGAGGAUCCUCCUCGGAGAAGCUCUCCGGGGAGAAGCCUCCUCGGAGAAGCUCUCCGGGGAGAAGCCUCCUCGGAGAAGCUCUCCGGGGAGAAGCCUCCUCGGAGAAGCUCUCCGGGGAGAAGCCUCCUCGGAGAAGCUCUCCGGGGAGAAGCCUCCUCGGAGAAGCUCUCCGGGGAAAAGCCUCCUCGGAGAAGCUCUCCGGGGAAAAGCCUCCUCGGAGAAGCUCUCCGGGGAAAAGCCUCCUCGGAGAAGCUCUCCGGGGAAAAGCCUCCUCGGAGAAGCUCUCCGGGGAGAAGCCUCCUUGGAGAAGCUCUCCGGGGAGAAGCCUCCUCGGAGAAGCUCUCCGGGGAGAAGCCUCCUCGGAGAAGCUCUCCGGGGAGAAGCCUCCUCGGAGAAGCUCUCUGGGGAGAAGCCUCCUCGGAGAAGCUCUCCGGGGAGAAGCCUCCUCGGAGAAGCUCUCCCGGGAGAAAUCUCCGAGGAGAAGCUCUCUGGGGAGAAACCUCCUCGGAGAAGUUCCCCGGGGAGAAACCUCCUCGGAGAAGCUCUCCGGGGAGAAACCUCCUCCGGGAAGCUCUCCGGGGAGAAACCUCGACCUCGGAGGCCGGGGAGAACUAG